AUGACACUCACCAUUGCUGACGCAUAUUCUACACACGCACAGAUGUGGCGAGUGCGUCGCAAUGAGGCUGUGGGAUCAGCAGAAGGACUGCUGCAGGUGACCUUCCUGUCUAAUCUGUCACGACACACCAAAAGUGUCAAUGCGGUGCGGUUUUCGCCGUCGGGAGAGUUUCUCGCGUCUGCGGGUGACGAUGGCGCGGUAGUGGUUUGGAAGAUGGACGACCGGCCAGUGGAUGCCACCAAGCCCAACGUAGUGGGUAAUUUGGAAGCGGACGUUGAGGUGGGUGAAGAAACGUGGAAGGUGGUGCACCUCUUACGGGCUCACGUUGAAGAUGUGUACGACAUAGCCUGGUCACCUGACUCGAGCCAUCUGGCGUCUGCCAGCAUCGACAACACAGUGCACGUGUGGGAUGUGCGAGCGGGAAAAUCCGUGCAGCACCUCAAAGACCACAAGCACUACGUUCAGGGCGUCACGUGGUCACCCGAUGGGCACCUCCUGGCCACGCAGAGCAGUGACAGGACUUGUCGAGUGUACUCUAAACGAUUCAAAAAGAAUGGAACAUCUUGGGACUUUAAAAGCCACGCGAUUAUCUCACAUCAGCCGCAAUGCACCCCGAACCUGACAAAAGACGACAAAAAGCUACAAAGAUCGAAUGCGACUAAAAAGCCGAGCAUCGAUGCAACCCAGUCAAGUAACACCGCAAUACAACUAGCCGCUGCGAACUCAACGACGAGUAGUGAGCCUAGCAUGAAUCCAGAUGGAAUCAUAGAUGCAGAAAAAGUUAACCGUACACUCGUAGACAUUGACAGAAGUACGAAUACGGCCACUGGCAUCGCUGAUGGCCCGCAGAAAGUGGCUGGUGGCGAUGCCGCGGCUGCAAGCAAUAGCAGUCAAACGCAAACAGCUUCGGCUUCGACGAGCAGUAUAUGCGGGGUGAGGGGGAAGGAGAGUUCACAAACUGUAGAAAGUACGAAGACACUCUCAUGCGCCUGCGCAGAGACCUGCUCAUGCACAGCAACACACACCGACAUAAGCACACUCGCAGACAGCGGUAAAAAGAAAGUGGAGGAGGCUGCCAUACCUCCGACACGGCUGGUGCGUAUGUUUCAGGAUGAAAAUGGAGGCCAGUCAUACUUCAGAAGACUAAACUUCUCACCAGACGGGUCAAUUCUGGGCACGCCCUGUGGAGUAGAUCACACCCCCGCAGCCACCACGCCUGGCGUAUCUUCCACAAAUAACAAUACUUCGUAUUUUUUUGCCGCAAAAAGAGGAUUUACAUCACCCAUAUUCAAUACGCCGUGUAUGGAUUCACCAUCGAACGAAAUCAAAUUUUGCCCCGUAGCUUUCGAGAGGAGGAAACGGAGCAAGCACACAGGCCCAGUGAAUUCCCUGAUAGAUCUCCCGUAUCGGCUGAUUUUUGCCGUGAUGACGGUGAAUUCAGUCAUCUUCUACGACACUCAAUCACUUACUCCAUUCGCCAUGAUAUCUGACUUGCAUUAUGCACCUUUAACGGACCUUUCUUGGUCUAUGGAUGGAAAUACUGUAGUUAUUUCAUCACAAGAUGGAUAUUGUUCCAUCCUCUCAUUUGUUGAUGGAGAAUUGGGAAAUGUGGUCACGCUCAAAUCCGCCAUCGACGCCACAAGUAUCGACACCGUAACAGCUGGUACUUUCCAAUCUGAUCCAUCGCCGACAGCGGCAUCAUUACAGGAUGCUCAUGUUUCGUCAAAUGCAGAUGCUGAAUUACCACAAAACGAAGGGAAAGCUUAUAUGAGCGCAGAUGCCAAGGUUAUCACCGUCAACAAAUCAGCAUUAAGCGACACUAAAAACCCGAAUACUGCGGCGACACCUACACCUACACCCACGCCAGCACCAACGCCGCGUAGGAUACAGCCUACGGUCGUCAACACCAGCGGGUCUACGUCCGCCCCUAAACGCAUCGCACCCACGUUGCUACCCUCACCAUCUACUACACAGUUGCCUUCUAGCCAACCGCAGGCAGGUGAAGUUGAUCAGUCCCCACAGCAAACUCAGGACGACACGCAAACGCUCAAACAGUGUGAAGUAUCUGCGCAUGCCCCUGUAGAUACUCUCAACAUGACAACUGCCCAAAAUCAAGCACAUGCACAAAGUAACAAACGAGCACCCACCGAUCGCAAACGUGUGGGUUCCACGACCCCGAAGAGGAUUGCGCCAACACUAAUCACACCCGUGAAUUUAGAUUUAAGUAAGGAGUCCAAUUGCGCACCUCCACUUCGGAUGGGUGACUCGCCGGUAUGUCGUACUGAAAAGAGAGAGACAGUGCACGUAGAUAAGGAGGGGUUUGCAAACAAAAAGCGAUCACGUAUCGCACCGACGCUGCUCACCACCACGGCGUCGCCAUCUGCCGCUGCUGGGUUUACUUCAACUUGAUGUGAAUGUAAUUAAAUUCUACGGUUAAAUCACAUAUAUCGAUGAUACGCCGGUAUUGCGCAACUUAUAGAAGCG
Sphaeroforma arctica JP610 is the source of this 2484-nucleotide messenger RNA. RefSeq lists its product as hypothetical. The record is from RefSeq and is a predicted model, not a curated record. The coding region runs from base 1 to 2409 and encodes 802 amino acids. Gene Ontology annotation, molecular function: protein binding. Lineage: Eukaryota; Ichthyosporea; Ichthyophonida. Gene Ontology annotation, biological process: nucleosome assembly; DNA replication-dependent chromatin assembly. The transcript is spliced from 9 exons. Gene Ontology annotation, cellular component: nucleus; CAF-1 complex.